GCGGUCCUGGUCACUCGCGAAAACUACGUUCCCGGUGAGCGUUGGCACACACUUUGAACCAGCCGCUUUGCGGCAUGGCAAUGACUCACCCACCUCACAGAUGCACGCUAACAUCAGGUCUGCUCGUACUCCACAGAACAUUGUCUGCUGUCUCUGCCUACCCACUCGUCGUACUCGCUACGCCAUCUCUGCCUGAACACCAACGCUCGCUGAUUCGGCGUCGCGGGAUGCUGGUGCAUGACAUCCAACCUCUAGCACCGAAGGGACAUGCCGGAUUCGAUGCCAAGUUUGAACGCUUCGCCGAUACCUGGACCAAGCUCCAAGUCUUUGGUGUGCCGGGGUACGACCGUCUGGUUCUAAUUGAUGCCGACACGAUCUUCCUCCGCGGCAUGGACGAGCUAUUCGAGAUGCAGCUGCCUGAGGACUGGAUUGCUGCAGCCCCCGCGUGCACCUGUAAUCCCUUCAAGUUUGCUCACUAUCCCAAAGAUUGGAUCCCCGCAAAUUGCUCGUUCUCACACCAAUCCACACCGACCACCCUCGACAAUGUUCCUCAACCAGCCCCAGAAGCUCCUCGCGUGGCUCAUCUUUUAAACUCUGGUGUUGUCGUUCUGCAUCCCCGUCCCGCCCUGAUGGCUGAGUUGGAGAACCACCUCCGUACCUCACCGACUGUCGCGAAUGCCCAGUUUCCCGAUCAGGAGGUGCUCGCAGACACAUUCCGAGGACGUUGGCGUGUGCUCCCAUGGUGGACGAACGCACUCAAGACUCUCCGCGCGGUUCACAAGCCCAUCUGGCAGGAUCGAGAGGUGCGGCUGUUGCACUACAUUCUCGAAAAGCCGUGGUCCAAGUUGCCGGCCACACCAAUUCCAGCGUUCACCCCCGCUGCGUUGACCCCUUCUGGCAAGCCAGCUCUCCCGUCUGCUCUAGGUGAGAUUGUCGCCUCGGCGGCACCUCAAGAGAGCCUCACAGACUACGACACAGUGCACGCGUGGUGGUGGGCUGCGUAUGGAGACGUCCUCCACGAGCUAAAGAGCGAUGAGCCCGAGCUGUGGCAUGAAGUAGACAAGUGGGUGGCGCACUAGGGCUGCGCCAGUGGGAUACCGUGGACGAAGGGGUCGAUGCCAACCGUUCCAUAAACAUGUGAUGGGUAGAUGGGCCCUUUGAGUACAUUGCACUCCGAGCGUUUACCAUACACAGUGGGAAGCCCGGUCCUAAUGGGAAUCCGACCCGUGCAGGAUAUCACUUGAACCCCCCGUCUUCACAUAUCUACACAUAUCUACAGCACAGCUACACUGAAGGGUGGCCUAUUCAAUUUCGAAACUGAUAUAGAUCGCGCCGCGAAUGGCGGCCGCGC
This is a messenger RNA of Cutaneotrichosporon oleaginosum, 1351 nucleotides long. RefSeq lists its product as uncharacterized. Gene Ontology annotation, molecular function: glycosyltransferase activity. Lineage: Eukaryota; Fungi; Basidiomycota; Tremellomycetes; Trichosporonales; Trichosporonaceae. The record is from RefSeq and is a predicted model, not a curated record.